Messenger RNA from Danio rerio (zebrafish), 1838 nucleotides. The record is from RefSeq and is a predicted model, not a curated record. Lineage: Eukaryota; Metazoa; Chordata; Actinopteri; Cypriniformes; Danionidae.
UUUUGAUUGAUAUGACUGGGCGUCGGUUCAAAGUUCACAGGUCAGGCUGAUCUCGGAUUGUGUCUCAUUAUGUUAUAAUACAUCCGGACGGACUGCGGCAGCGGCGGCGCGGAGAAUGGUGUCCGGCCUGGGUCGCUGUUUGGCGGCUGCGGCGCUGCUGAGUUUCCUGCUGUUCCUCAGCUCUCUCUGGCUGCCUCAAGGGACAGUCCAGGGUUGUGAGGAUUCAUGGAGGCCUUGUUUGAGUGCGUACAAAUCUGCCAAACAGGUGGAUCAUGCUUCCAUUCCGGAGGAGCUUAGAGCAAGUGACUUAAUCAGGGAGUGUAACGGACAGAAGUUCCAGGUGUCCCGCCUCCUCCUGCAUCUAAACUCCGCCCUCGGCCCCGCCUCUGACGUGCUGCUGGACCCAUACCUGCUCUGCUGGGAGGAGCUGAUCAAGUUCAUGGAGGCUCUGGGUCCUCUGGUGGGAUUUUUCACUCAUAAAGUUGAAGAGAAGAUCGCGCUCAUCCGACAGCUCUCACUGGAGGAAUCCACCAGACACAGUGUUACCGCUAGCAACAGUAUGAUGUAUGGUGCUCAGCAUGAAGCCCCGCCCCCUGGCCACGCCUACCAUUCUGUGCAUUCGAUGCUGGAGGCGGAGCUGCAGAGGGGCGUGGUCUCCUUUGACCAACAGACGCCCUCUGGGAGUCGGACGUUGCUCCGCCUUCAUCGUUCAUUGCUGUGGUUACAGCUGCUGCUGGAGAAACUGGGGACUGAGCGUGAGGGGCGGAGCUUCGGUGAGCUGUGUCGCGAGGCCUACCUGGAGGUUCUGGCUCCUCAUCAUCCCUGGCUGGUGCAGCGCGCCGCUGAACUGGUGUUUCACGCAAUGCCCGACCGGAGCGUCUUCCUGCAGCUGGUGUGCGUGCGGACACAGGAAGAGGCGGAGCCUGUGAUGCGCAUUGUUGUUGCAGCGAUCCGAGAAAUUCACCAAAGGACACAGAGAGAGCUGGAGAUCAGAAACAUGCUGGACCUGCCUUAAAGGGGCAGUUCACACAAAUAUUUAAAUACGCUGUUUAUCUCAUCACCCUCUGCCACUGUAAAAAAAAAAUCUGUAAUUUUUCGGUUUAUUUCUGGCAGCUAGGGUACCGGGAAAAAAAUGAAAAUAACAGCUGUUAAAUUACAGAAACAUAGUGUAAAAUAAUGGAUAUUAAAUUACAGAAUUUUGCUUAAAUUAAAAUUUCUGGUAAAUUUCGAUGAUUUAAUAUCCGUUAUUUUACAGUAAAUUUCUGUAAUUUAACGGUUGUUAUUUUACGUUUAUUUUCGGCACUCUAGCUGCUGGAAAUAAACCAUAAAAUUACGGAUAGAUGACUUUAUAUCUUCAGUAUGGGCCUGAAGAUGGCAUACAGAAUGUUUUUUUCUCUCCAACAAGUUAUUUUUCCAUGGUUUUUCAAUGUAAACACUUGCUUGUUGGAUGUGUGUGACCGUUACUCUCGCAUCUCACAUAUUUUGAAGCGCUGUGUUUUUUUGGACACUGUGUCAAGUUGAAAGAUCUUCAACAUUCCUGUGCAGUUCAUCACUGUCAGUCCCAAAGCAGUGGACCAAUCAGAAGGUGUUGGAGGCGGGGCCAUACCUGUCAACCCUCCCGUUUUUCCCGGGAUUCUCCCGUAUUUUACAGUUCUAUCCCGCUAUCAUCCUGUAAAGGUAUUUUCCCAUAUUUCUUCCGUAAUUUCAAUCUUUCCAUGAAGGGUCGCACAACCCAUACCACCGAACCACCAGGGGCCACCCCUUGCUCUAAAAUGUGAAUCUGUACUUUCGUUUUAUUUAGACAUGAAAACACUUUGAAAUAAAAAAUAAAAACGGCA